Messenger RNA from Fukomys damarensis (Damara mole-rat), 1398 nucleotides. RefSeq names its product leucine carboxyl methyltransferase 1 (gene Lcmt1). Bases 185 to 1189 code for a protein of 334 amino acids. Gene Ontology annotation, cellular component: cytosol. Gene Ontology annotation, biological process: C-terminal protein methylation. The transcript is spliced from 11 exons. The record is from RefSeq and is a predicted model, not a curated record. Lineage: Eukaryota; Metazoa; Chordata; Mammalia; Rodentia; Bathyergidae. Gene Ontology annotation, molecular function: protein C-terminal leucine carboxyl O-methyltransferase activity.
AGGCGCCAAUCAGCCGGAAGGUUGCUGAGGCCCUCGCGGGGGCGGUGUCCCUAAACCGCUCCCGCAGAGUCGGUGGUGUUCAGCCCCUUCGCCCCGUUUCGCUGUGGCUUGCUGCCGCAGCCUCUGCCUGUCAGCCCGGUUUCCCUGUCCCUGGUGGGCACGGUAUCCCGAAACCUCCACGCCCAUGGCCGCUAGCCAGAGGGAGUCGUCCCCUUUCGCCUCUCCUUCCUCGGCCAGCCGCGGCACGGACGAUGAGGGCGUGCGCGGCACCUGCGAAGAUGCGUCUGUGUGCAAGAGGUAUGCAGUCAGCGUUGGGUACUGGCACGACCCCUACAUCGAGCACCUCGUGAGACUGUCUAAAGAGAGGAAGGCCCCCGAAAUCAACCGAGGAUAUUUCGCCCGAGUCCAGGGUGUCAGCCAGCUCACAAAAGCUUUCCUCCGGAAGACAGAAUGUCACUGUCAGAUUCUCAACCUUGGGGCUGGGAUGGAUACCACCUUCUGGAAGUUAAAGGACGAAGAUCUUCUCCCAAGUAAAUAUUUUGAAGUUGACUUUCCAAUGAUCGUCACACGAAAGCUGCACAACAUCAAAAACAAACCUGCUCUAGCCAAACCCAUUGUGGAGCUGCAUUCGGAGGACGCGCUUCAGAUGAAUGGGCACAUACUGGAUUCAAAGAGGUAUGCCAUUAUUGGGGCAGAUCUCCGAGACCUACCUGAACUUGAGGAGAAACUAAAGAAAUGUAACAUGAAUACACAGUUGCCGACACUCCUGAUAACCGAAUGUGUGCUGAUUUACAUGACUCCGGAGCAGUCAGCAAACCUCAUAAAGUGGGCAGCCAACAGCUUUGAGACAGCCAUGUUCAUAAACUACGAACAGGUAAACAUGGAGGAUCGGUUUGGGCAGAUCAUGAUUGAAAACCUUUGGAGACGACAGUGUCACCUGGCAGGAGUGGAGACCUGCAAGUCAUUAGAGUCGCAGAGAGAACGGCUCCUGGCAAAUGGCUGGGAAACUGCCUCUGCGGUAGACAUGAUGGAGCUGUACGGCAGGCUGCCCCGGGCCGAAGUGAGCAGAAUAGAAUCUCUUGAAUUCCUGGAUGAAAUGGAGCUUCUGGAGCAACUCAUGCAUCAUUACUGCCUGUGCUGGGCGACCAAAGGAGGACAGGCGCUUGGUUUGAAGGAGAUAACUUGUUAAUCCCUCAAGGCUCCUCCUGAGCUGGAAGUGGAAGCUCUAACCUUCCCAGAGGAUACUGCGCAGCUCCGGAGAGAUGGGUUGGCCUCAUCUGCUGGUCUCCCCCCACACUCAGAGAAACCUCAGCUACGAAGGUGGCUGCAUAACUUCUUGUUCCUGUUGACUUGUUGUUUAAAUAAAUCUCACUUGCCAGUUGUUCAUCUGCUUGUUGU